AGCUCCUGAGGUGUAUUCCGAGAAAUAAUGUUUUAAUCUGAACUCAUUGACGCUUUGACUAGUUGAUGUGAAUUAGAGUUUUCUUUCAUUCUUAUUUACAGAAUUACGGGAUUGAGACAGUAAAAAUACACUUUGAAGGUACAUUUUUUACCAUUUUUAUCUCCAACAGAUUCCGUUAGCAUUAGCUCAUCGUUGCCCCUAACAACCGAGCCAAGCCAAACGCGCGUCUUGUUAGCUCUGCGGCUAACGUGAUUAAACAGCAGACACACCGGCUGAAUGCUGCCUAAAUGUGACCCGGCUUUGUGUCUCUGAGCACCGCUGGAUCAUGGCGGAGGACGGGCGGCGGGGAGAGGAGGAAGACCGCGGUCCCGGAGCGGUUUACCAGGUGUAUGUGUUAAUGGAGAACCUGCUGGAAAAACUGAAACUGCUGCGCUAUGAGGAGCUGCUGGCCCGGCAUAACAUGAAGCCCCUGUCGCGUCAUUACUUUGUAUCCAGUCCAUACCUGGUGGCUAACCCGGGAGAGCAAUUUUUCAUGUUCACUGUGCUGGCGGCCUGGCUGCUGAAUGCAGCUGGGCGGAACUUCACAGAGCCGCAGGAGUUUGACGAGCCCAAUGCCACAGUGUCCAACAUCCUGGCAGAGCUACGGACGUUUGGGGUGAAGGUGGACUUUCCUCCCUCCAAGCUCAAGUCUGGCUCUGGAGAGUACGUGUGCUUUGUGCUGGACCGGCUUGCUGAGGAGGCGCUUAAGAAGCGGGGUUUCUCCUUCAAACGGCCCAUUUACCCCACAGAGAGUACUGAGGAAGAGGAGCAGAUGGAGGAUGAUGCUGAGCUGACCCUGAGUCGGGCUGAAGAUGAGCUCAUGGAGGAGGCAGAUGAGGAGGAGGAAGCCGGGAUGGACCUGGACACUCUCAAACUGCGCUCCACUCACUUGCAGCAAGAGCAGGAGUCCCGCCUGAAGCCUGAGGAGAUCCUGGAGUCCACAGUGGAUGCAGCCGAGUGGAGCCUGGAGGUGGAGAGGGUCCUGCCUCAGCUCAAAGUGACCAUCUGCACAGACAAUAAGGACUGGAGGAUCCAUGUGGACCAGAUGUACCAGCACAGAGACGGCAUCAACUCUUCUCUGCAAGACGCCAAGAGUCACCUGGACAAACUGCAGGAGGAUAUCAGCAAAACUCUGGAAAAGGUCAGCAGCCGGGAGAAGUAUAUCAACAACCAGCUGGAGGCACAAAUUCAACAGUACAGAAGUGCACAGGCUAAACUACGAGAGGUGAGAGAGCAAUACAAACAGGCAAGUGGAGGAGUCACAGAGAGAACCAGAAUCCUUGCCGAGAUCAGUGAGGAGCUGGAGAAGGUGAAGCAGGAGAUGGAGGAGAAGGGCAGCAGCAUGUCUGAUGGAGCUCCCGUGGUUCGUAUUAAACAGGCAGUGAUGAGGCUGAGGCAGGAGACACAGCAAAUGGAGGUGAGGAUGGGCGUAGUGGAGCACAGCCUCCUCCAGGCUAAGCUGAAGGUAAAGAGCAAUAUGACGCGAGAAAUGCACCACGUCCCUGAGAGCGCCACGGGGCCCUUCAGCUGAGGGGAGAGUACCUACAGCUCCCUUCGCGUCAGAGGCCCCGGGGAAGACACCAGGUCACCAAGAGCGCCCCUUGAUAAUAACCCUGUAUAUUUGAAUGUAAUAUAGAGCAAUGCUUUUUAUGAUGGAUGAACUGUCAGCAGCGCUACUAUGGACUCAUACACAGAAAUUAACUAUCCCAGAAGUCUAUGUUUUAAUAUUGUAUAGUUUUUUCAGGAAUCUUUUGGGGAAGGAUCUAUAUAAUACAAAUAUAAUAUGAACAAGUUUAGUAAAUGAGAUGAAUAGCUUUUAUAUCAGUCAGUGGUGUUGAUUCCACAGUGCACCAAUCCAGCACCCAGUAUCAGGACCACUUACAGAAGCAGAGCAGUGGUCUGACCUGGCUCUCCACAUGACGGGGGGAGCCCAUUAAAAUGCCUGUGCCUAAUUUCAAACCAUGAGUCAGAAGCAUGUUUCAGUUUGAACUUUUAGUCCCGCCCACUUAGUCUUUUCUGCUACUGUGACAUUGCACCAGGACACAGAAACUACUGUCUAAGAUGGUCAGACAGUUGUUUUCCCAUGAUUCUUGGUAACAAAUUGCUUGAUAGGAUGAUAAAAGGUGAACCUGUCAGCAGCUUCUGUAUCAGUUAUUAUCUGACCAAAUUAUAUAUCAAAUGAAUAGGUUAUGCUUUUCUGUCUCAAUGUUAAUUUCUCAUCUGGCAGUUUUUACCAGACAAAGUUGAUGUAAAGCAUAUAUCUUGACUAGAAUAAACUAAAAGUAGGUACAGGCCCUUUAAGAAGAUCCUCACAGUGCCUCUGACUGAUGUACUACUGUGUAUACUUUAUAAUAUAUAUUUUUUAUUCUUUUGUAUUGUUCAGGACUAGAACUAUAAUACACCUUGCUUUUAAAAUG
Messenger RNA from Periophthalmus magnuspinnatus, 2456 nucleotides. RefSeq names its product intraflagellar transport 57 homolog (Chlamydomonas) (gene ift57). Gene Ontology annotation, biological process: intraciliary transport; non-motile cilium assembly. The record is from RefSeq and is a predicted model, not a curated record. The transcript has 11 exons. Gene Ontology annotation, cellular component: Golgi apparatus; intraciliary transport particle B; cilium. Bases 326 to 1570 code for a protein of 414 amino acids. Lineage: Eukaryota; Metazoa; Chordata; Actinopteri; Gobiiformes; Gobiidae.